Helianthus annuus (common sunflower) is the source of this 2452-nucleotide messenger RNA. Its product is annotated as zinc finger protein ZAT3. The record is from RefSeq and is a predicted model, not a curated record. NCBI's taxonomy places the organism in Eukaryota, Viridiplantae, Streptophyta, Magnoliopsida, Asterales, Asteraceae. The coding region runs from base 1429 to 2379 and encodes 316 amino acids. The transcript is spliced from 4 exons.
GAUAAUCAUAAACCAGUUAGAGCAAUCUGAUAACGGGAAACAAACGAACACCUUUGUAGCUCAUCUCACACACCAAACAUUCAAUCAAUCCUCUCUCUCUCUCUCUCUCUCAAGUCAUUCUGGAUGGUUCAACAAACAGAUACUAAGUUCAGUGAAUACGUUCUGGCAAAUUCAGAAACCAGCUUUACAAAGCAGGAUAAGAAGACAACUCUAAGAGAUUCGCAACAUGAAAAUAGAAAUAUGGUGCCCAAAUCCGACGGAAGCUUUCUUUUGAAAGACAAUGGGCCUGUUGUUGAGCCCAUUAAGCUUACAGGAACCAAAAGAUCCCAACAAACACCUGCAAGUAGUAAUGGGCAUCUUGUAUAUGUUCGCAGGAAAACAGAAUCAGAACAACAUAAGAAGAGUACAGGUAACAAAGCAAAUGAUCAAUGUAGGAAACUAGAUGAAAAGAAUCAUGAACAACAUCCAGUGAAUGGUUCUACAACGUGUAUUCCUGAACCAAAGACAUCAGAAGGCGUAUCUGGAAAGACCAAUAUCACCUCGCCUGUAAUAGAUUCCAGUUGUAUUCAAUCAAACAAUGCCAAGGUUGUAAGUAUUCAGCAUUGGGAAGAGAGAUAUUUCAAACUGCAGAACUUUCUAAAGGCUCUGGAUUCAUCAAAUCAAGAUGAUUAUCGCCAGAUGCUACGAUCCCUCUCGUCAGUUGGACUUAGCAGAGUUGCAGUUGAACUAGAAAAGAGAUCAAUUCAGCUCUCUAUGGAGGAAGCAAAGGAGGUCCAACGCGCCAAAAUUGUCGACGUCUUGGAUAAAUUCCCAAUAAGUGCUGGAGAACACUGGUCCAUGCAGUGAAAUUGCAUAAUCAGCUUGCAAUGUAUUAUUCUGGUAACCCUCCUCCUGCUCAACACAGUUACCUCAGGUCAAACUUUGACCAAUCGUGUGGUUAUCUUCUGCAUGUGUAGCUCUCUCCCCUGAAAAAUAGUUGAAGAAGCAAUUGUUAAUAGUUAACAUCUUUUUUUUUAAUGUUUAAAAAUAAAUAAUCAUCUUGUAUGCUUUUAAUCUCCCUAAAACUGUUAAAAUAAUAAAUGCUGGGGUGAAAUGAAAUAAAAAUUAAUUACAGGGACGUUAUUGUAAAGUAAAACGAAAGUAAAAGAACAUACACCGAAAAGUCAGGACCAGUGUCAGAACUAAAGUUACCAACUGCAAAAUCAGACAUGUACCCAACGCAGUAUUUGUUGUAACCUGCUCUGAAUUUGAUCAAAUAUGUUCUGGAAAUAACAUGUACAUAACUGAAAAUAACUGCCUAUCCACAGUCUCUCUCACACAUACUGUGUGUAACCGUUCCCACUAACCAUAAAGAACCCAAUCGCCCAUUUUUUCAACUUUUUUCUUUUCCCCAUCUUUCAUUCAAUUCAAUUCAAUUCUGCUAAAAAAAUGAACAGAGAUAUGAUCAUGGGUGGUGGUGGUGGUGCCACCAGUAGCACUUCAUCGGACUUCCAACUCUACCCUUCUUCACCGGAGACUCAAGAGAUCUUCCGGCCAUCAUCCCACUUCUCCGACGUCCGUCCGAUCACCGCGGUAACUCCCCAACAACAGAACCCAAGAAAGAAACGAACAAAGAUGAUGAGGCUUCAAAACAUGCCGACGGCGAUCACUGGUGGCAGUUCUUGUAGCAGCAGUCAUUCAACCAAACCGAAAUACACGAAAAAACCUGACCCGAAUGCUCCGAAGAUCACACGUCCGUGUAGUGAAUGUGGGAAGAAGUUCUGGUCAUGGAAGGCGUUGUUUGGUCACAUGCGUUGCCACCCCGAGAGGACAUGGCGGGGGAUUAACCCGCCGCCUGCGGUGGUGGAUCACGGUGGUACUACUUCGACUAACGAAGAGCGUUACGUGGCAUCGUGUUUGUUAAUGCUAGCCAACGGUCCAAGCCGAGUUGCGGACUGUGAAGAGUUGUGUCAUCCCGGAUGGUUCGAGUGCACUAGUUGCAAGAAGGUGUUUGGGUCACACCAAGCGUUAGGGGGGCACCGGGCGAGUCACAAGAACGUAAAGGGCUGUUUUGCAAUAACGAGAAAAGAAGGGGUUGAAGAAGUAGAGGAAGGAGAGAUCGAGGGUCAUUUUGAAAAUAUCAAUACGAUGAUGAUUGUGGGUAGUGGUAGUAGCAGUGAACACAAGUGCAGUAUCUGUUCAAGAGUGUUUUCGAGUGGGCAAGCGCUUGGCGGACACAAGAGGUGCCACUGGGAGAAAGAAGACGAGGUUGUACCCGCUGCUUCAACGUUAGUACUCUCGCAGGGUGAGUAUAGGUUCGAUUUGAAUUUGCCGACUGCGGCUCGAGAAGAUUACUCAAGUUGUUCAAAUGUAGGGUUGGAUUUAAGAUUAGGACUUUGAUAGAGUAAUAUAAUGUGUAAGUAAUUGUGUUAUUAUGUUAUUACUUAUUAAUAACCAUUUCAUCUCAUGUCUA